UCAGACGCGUCCUGUCUUACAGGUAUAAGACCAUGGGUUUAAACCCUUAUCACAUCCAGUACUUUUGUUUGCUUCCACACAAAGAGGUUUUAAAAAAAAAAACAAAAAAGAGAAAUGUUCUUAUAAUCAUGGUGUUGCAAACGAGACUAGAUUAUGGAUUCAAUGGCUAUGAGGUGCCUCCCACACCUCGAGCUGCAAGAUCCCCAAGAAAGAGUGCUUUCAAGAAGAAAAGCGAAAACAAUCAAAUAUCAUCGUCCUUCGAUUUGUUGGCAGCAGUAGCUGGAAAACUACUUCUUGAAAGUGGUGGGGUUUCUUCUUCCUCAAGUAACAACGCCUCGGGAGAUAAUAAUGAAGAUCAGUGUGGGGGUAAGAAAGAAUCAGGCGAUCAAAUGGUGGUGGGAGAGACUCAUUGUGAUCAUCAUCAUGAUAAUAACGCUGAGAGGAGUUUCUUUGUCUCUGAGAUCCUUCCAAAAGCUCAUGAAAUGGAAAGCUUCAAUAGAUCUCCAAACCCUAAUAAAGAUUUCCUUUUUGGAUCUACCUCUGGUAUAACUUAUGAAUAUUCCUCGGAGAAGCUUGGAACUCAAGAAUUAGCGUAUGAAGAAGCCAAGAUCCACAAUGGUGAUUGUUUUAGGUCAGAUAGUAAUGGAAAGAAACCAAUGCUUGAGAGGCUAAACUGUGAACCAGAGUUAUCAAGGAACAAGGAUAAGCAUCAUAUAGAUAAUUCACUCAAUGGUAUGGAAAAUAAUGAUGGAGAAAACUUCUCAGCCCGUUACGCAACAAAAUCAUUUAGGUCAACACUGCGUGUAGGAGAUGGAAGAGUAAAGAAAGUUAUGUCUUCAAAGUAUUGUAAAGUCUCUUCAAAUCAGAAAGAUACAAUGGUAGCUGGCUCAGACUUGGACUUGAAGCCUGGUUAUUACAGCAAGAAACAUUGUUUCAAAAGCUUAAGAUCAGAGAAGAAGUAUCCAAUCAAGAAAAGAAGAUACUUUGAUGGUUAUACAGCCUCACAGUCAGAAGAAACAGUUAGAAAUGAAGGUCUUUCUGGUUCACCUCGAAAGGCUUUUCUGUCAACCAUAGCUUGUCAGAAGCAGCCAGCUUUACAAUCAAGAGAUUCUCAUGUGAAACUUGGAAUCAAGUCAUUUAGGGUUCCUGAACUUUCCAUUGAAGUUCCAGAGACUGCUACUAUUGGUUCCCUUAAGAGGACAGUCUUGGAAGCCGUAACCACUAUACUUGAAGGUGGAUUACGCAUAGGUGUUCUUGUUCAUGGGAAAAAGGUUAGAGACGACAAUAAAAUGCUUCUUCAGACAGGAAUCUCUCUAGACACUCUUUCAGAUACUUUAAGCUUUUGUCUUGAGACCAAUCCUCCACAAUCCACAAAACCACUUUCUCCUAAAGAUUCUGAUUAUAUGCGUCCGUGUUACGUACCUCACACUAUAACUAGGUGUCUCCCAUCACUAGGGAAACAUGCUAAACCAAGUGACUCUGUUGAAAGUGACCUUGACUCCAAACCCUCUUCACCAUUUAGGGCUAAACCCGUCUACUCCAGAGCCUUGAUUCCUGUCUCUCCUCCUCUGCAUGCUCAGGCUUUAAACGUAGUCCCACCUCGGAAACCUAAGCGAUCUGAGGUGGCACAGCGUAGAAUACGUCGACCUUUCUCUGUUGCAGAAGUAGAGGCGCUUGUUCAAGCUGUGGAAAGACUUGGGACCGGAAGGUGGCGUGAUGUAAAGCUGAGAGCUUUUGAUAAUGCAAAGCACCGGACUUAUGUUGAUUUGAAGGACAAAUGGAAGACGCUGGUGCACACAGCGAGAAUAUCACCGCAACAAAGGAGAGGUGAGCCAGUUCCACAGGAGCUCUUGGACCGGGUACUAAUGGCUCAUGCCUACUGGUCCCAGCAACAGGGGAAACAGCAGUUGCUAGAGGGACCUCAGAAUCUUGAGACCAGUCUUGGUCUAUAGACCGGGGGAAAAUGUCAUCUUCACGGCGUGAAAGUGGACGUAUGAAUCAGAUUUUUUUCUUCUUUCAUAUAUACUUAAUUAUUUGUUUAUUUCUUUUGUUAUGUCAUGUAUCUGAAAAGAAUCAUUGUAUAAGAAAAAAAAGAGGAAUGGAAGGUGGUGAAGAGAAGAUAAUAGAGAUGAAGAUAUGUGAAAUCUUUGUGUAAUUGUCACAGUGCUUGGUUAUAUAAUAACAUGUUUACUCCUUUUGUUGACUUACAAAUUAUAUUAGAUCAUUGAGAUACUUUAUCCAAGGAAUCGUGUCUUACAUACUAUUCAAGUUUAUGGAUUUUAUCAACACAUCCGUCGUAUAGCAUCAAAAGUUGUCUAAAUUUGCAUGUGAAGAAAGUGGAAUAUGUUGAUGAGAUAAUACAAUAUAAACUUCAUUUGUUACGUUUCAUAGACAUGUGGACCAAGAUAGACAUGUAGCUUCGUGAUUUGUACUAGUUUUUUUUUUUGUUUUCCUAGUAAAACGUAUAUGGUUUAACCCAAAAAAUCAAUAGGGUGGUUGAGAUAAAAAUGUGUACAAGCAAGCAUCAUUGAGAAUGAAUGUGUUGGAGUUGAUAACAAAACAUACAGAAAAGUUCUUGUGAUAUAAUGCAAAACCAUCGAGUAGUCUCAAUACACAUGGCUGGGAUAGCUAUAGAAGCAAAGAUUCCACGACAAGAACAAAAGGUUAAAGAGUUUAUACGAGGAAAUAGAACAUAAUAUAUGCACCAAUAAUGAUUUCGCUUUGGCAUUUUCCGAUGGCUAGCACACACUUUUUAGACGCAAAAUCAAAGAGAGAACAUGAUGGAAGAUUCUUUAGGGAUCUCAUCUCAUCGUCGAUGAAUGGAGAGAAAUAAUUGGAGAUGUCAUUUUCACAACUCCACAUCUUUAUGAAAAGUCCACACCAUUGAGUUAAAUCCUUUUGGAUCGAUUUGUUUUCAUGUGGCUAGGAUUAACCCAAUGGGAAUAGAAAGUAUACGUCUCAAUAGAGCGCAUCCAUCCAAAGUUAAAUGUUAAAUGAUAAAAUCAUGGUCGUCACUGUAAAAAAAUAGAUUAUUUGUUUUGUUUAGUCAAAAGUAAAAACAAUAAAACAGUGAAAAUUGUUGUCUGGAUACGGAAAGAUUCUCAUUCAGACAUGAGGAAAUUUCGUGAAUCGACUGAUUGCCGUCAGACAAAGAAAAAUCAAAAAGGGCAUAUUAUUUUAUUAUUAUCCUCUCAUUAUUUAAUUAAUUAAUUUAUAAUAUCUUCUUUACAGUAAAAACAAUUAAUCUCACAUCACUGCUUCUUCUUAUCUUUCAUUUGCUCCUCCACUCUCUUCAUUCUCUCUCUAAAGUCCAAACCUUUUCCCCUAGCUCAAGCUUCUUCUUCUUCUUCCUUUGGUCACCUAAACCCACAAAGAGG
This is a messenger RNA of Brassica rapa (field mustard), 3377 nucleotides long. RefSeq names its product telomere repeat-binding protein 5-like. NCBI's taxonomy places the organism in Eukaryota, Viridiplantae, Streptophyta, Magnoliopsida, Brassicales, Brassicaceae. The record is from RefSeq and is a predicted model, not a curated record.